AUGUAUCAGUAUACGAAAACGCUGCUUGGCCGCCUGUUUCCGAUGAGGUCGCAACCGACGGCGGCGAACACGGAUUUCAGCCAAUCAGGUGUGAAUCUGGUCGAGAGCUCACGGCUGGCAGCCAAUAAUCAACGGCCAAGACCUAAAUCGGAAUUCUACACUUCAGUCAACCAGACGACAGGCAAAAAUCGAGGCAACGGUCCCAACGAAGACAACGACGCCCUCAAUCAACGGGCUACUUUCGGUGCGGUGCGUUUCAGUUUUGUUGAAGCGUUGCCCUGA
This is a messenger RNA of Soboliphyme baturini, 282 nucleotides long. The record is from the annotation of a GenBank genome assembly. Lineage: Eukaryota; Metazoa; Nematoda; Enoplea; Dioctophymatida; Soboliphymatidae.